AACACUUUAAAGGAAACUGGGAUGCAAAAAUCAACCAAAAAAACUAUAAAGCACAUAUUAUGCACCCUUAAAACCAGAAAACAACAACAAUUUAAUUAUGAAGUAGAACGGCUUAUAUUAUGUAUGAAAUAGGGUACGAUGAAAUAGGUUACUGUAUUCGGAUAUAUCGAUAUUAAUUCGGACAAAAGAAUGGAUCCAGCCCUAACGCAGGCACUAAAGACGGGGGUUGCUCCAAUGCAGGAGUACCUUCUUCAGGGCAGCAUUUUAGAUGGUUCCAAGGACAUCCUGCUUCACAGACUGCGAGGGCUCUGUGACAAUGCAGACACCGCCCCAGAGACCUUUUCUGACCAUGAAAUGGUCUUCCAGAUGAAGGGUCCUCAACAACAGAUGCUCCCAAUCAAUGUGCAAGUCCGACAUUCCUUGGUGCAUCCAGAGUGCUGGCACUUGAGAUAUGUUGGGCAGACAGAGAUGGGUAUUGGAGACAAGAGCAGACACACACUUGUACGAACAUGCCUUGACAUUGGCGUCUCGGACACUGUGGUCAAGUUCCUCAAUGAAAUGGGAUUCCGUGCUGACUUUGAAUUUGUUGCCAGAGGAAUAUUUUUCCACAAGGGAAGAAUGAAAGUUACUGUGUCAAAACUGUUCAAGCUGAGCCAGCCAGGUGAUCCCCAGGCUGGACUCGAGCCUGUUUCGGGCUCACACCUCGUAGAGCUCAGCGUGGUCGCCCCUACUGGACAGGAGCAGGUCGGGGAGGACAUGAAGAACUUUGCUGAGCAGCUCAAGCCCCUAGUAUGUCUUGAAAAGAUUGACCAUAAACCUUUUGCUGCAGCCAAGCAGGGAACCUGAGGGGGUUGGUGCAGGAAGCCGACGUGGAGGGAACCCCUAGGACUACUAGGCUGGAACUGUUGUGACAAUGGCAUGCUUGGAAUAUUCACUGAGGAUACAGAAGCCGGGACUGUUAUAGUGAAUUCUAAAAGAUGAGCAAUACUCUGUUGUGUAUAUUUGAGCAUUUCAAAUAAUUCACAUUUAACAUUGAAACAUUAUUAUUUGUGCAGAUUUGUAUGAGUGGAAAAUUAUUUUAUUUUAUUUUAAAUCCCAUUUUGUAGAGGAAAUUUAAUUUACCGGUACAAAUAUAAAAAAGAAAUCAUAUGGUCACAAAACCUCACAAUUAUAUUUUUAUUUCUUUUGUCACCAGAUGAUACAAUUGAAUCUUUCUUAUUGAUGUAUUACAGUGCUUACAAUACUUU
Messenger RNA from Mya arenaria, 1247 nucleotides. RefSeq names its product mediator of RNA polymerase II transcription subunit 18-like. Lineage: Eukaryota; Metazoa; Mollusca; Bivalvia; Myida; Myidae. Gene Ontology annotation, molecular function: transcription coregulator activity. Bases 190 to 846 code for a protein of 218 amino acids. Gene Ontology annotation, cellular component: core mediator complex; mediator complex. The record is from RefSeq and is a predicted model, not a curated record. Gene Ontology annotation, biological process: termination of RNA polymerase II transcription; regulation of transcription by RNA polymerase II. The transcript has 7 exons.